This is a messenger RNA of Kalmanozyma brasiliensis GHG001, 1155 nucleotides long. Its product is annotated as ATP adenylyltransferase, C-terminal. The transcript has a single exon. The record is from RefSeq and is a predicted model, not a curated record. The coding region runs from base 1 to 1155 and encodes 384 amino acids. Gene Ontology annotation, molecular function: bis(5'-nucleosyl)-tetraphosphatase activity; ATP:ADP adenylyltransferase activity; sulfate adenylyltransferase (ADP) activity. Lineage: Eukaryota; Fungi; Basidiomycota; Ustilaginomycetes; Ustilaginales. Gene Ontology annotation, biological process: nucleotide biosynthetic process; nucleoside catabolic process.
AUGUCUACACAACCAGCGAUCCCAGAUUCGGAGCUCAAAUCGCUCGCCUCGGAAGUCAAGAAGAAGUUCGACGUUGCGAUAGCCGAAGGCGAUGCGUAUUUCUACCCUUCCGAGAAGAUCACGUUGCAAGAGUCGGAGGCCACCGGCGUACUAUGGCAGAUCCGCACCGUGCCUGCGCUGCUGAAGAAGCCCAAAGCCAACGACUCGACUCAAUCACAGACCGAGCAGCAGCAGAAGAAGGAGGAGGAAAGCAACAAGCCGUCGCAGAACAAGUCGGACGUCUUUGCGCCGCCCUACGUGCCCAACCUGCACGUCAAGAAUCUUGGCCCGGACCACGUUAUGCUGCUGAACAAGUUCUGCGUCGUCCCCCAACACUUCCUGAUGGUCACCCGGGAGUUUGCAUCUCAAGACCUGCCACCCGCGCCAUCGACGCUCGCACUUGCGUACCGCAUCGUCUCAGCCCACCGCGGAAGCAGCACCGAGCUGCUAGCAUUCUACAAUUGCGGUGCCACAGCGGGGGCCUCCCAGCCGCAUCGCCAUUUGCAAUUCGUCCAGUGCCCUCCGCUCGACACGACCAGCCAGGAAGCAGUCGAUGCAGGGCGUUUGAGCGAAGAAGACCAGGAGCGGGUGGUCGAAAGCGAGCACAAGGUGCCCAUCGAGUCGCUGCUCGACCGCAUCGAACGCGAUGGCAAGGAGGAGAGUUGCGUCCACGCCCUCCCACUGCCAUGGCAGCACUUUGUCGUCCUACUCAACCCUCCCAUGUCAGCAAAGAAGGACGAAGGCGAGAUGGAGAGGUAUAUCGGGAACAAGUUCAUGACGCUGCUAGACGCAUUGUUUCGCGCGCGUAUGUUCGGGGAAGGGGAGAAGAGCGGUAAGCCCGCGUUCAACGUGCUGAUCACAAAGAGGGCGAUGCACGUCGUACCACGGUCCAGGGAGGAGUACGAAGAUCUGCCAGGCAAGACGGAGGACGGAAAGGUAGGAAAGCUGUCGAUCAACUCGUUGGGCUACGCGGGCUUUAUGCUGAGCAGAUCGAGGGAGGAGCAGGAGGCACUGGGGAGGGUAGAGGGUGGUGUAGAGGAGGUGCUCAGAGUCACGGGCGUGCCGCCGGUAGAGGAUCUCACCGUGCAGGCUGGACUGCCGACCACAAACAUGUGA